Messenger RNA from Brugia malayi, 555 nucleotides. RefSeq lists its product as uncharacterized. The record is from RefSeq and is a predicted model, not a curated record. Gene Ontology annotation, molecular function: single-stranded DNA binding. Bases 1 to 555 code for a protein of 184 amino acids. NCBI's taxonomy places the organism in Eukaryota, Metazoa, Nematoda, Chromadorea, Rhabditida, Onchocercidae. The transcript has 5 exons.
AUGCUCCGUGAAGUAUUGUCAAGAUAUACUCCAGGAGUGUCCUUAGUUCAGCAGCUUUCCAGACGAUUGUUUGCAGCAGAAGCCAAUCUACAACAGCCCACAGAUACAAGCACUUAUUCAUCGUCAGAGAGACCUAAUGAGCUAUUGACCCAGGCGGUCAGUCGCAGGAACGUUAAUCGAGUUUGCCUUAGUGGGACAGUAACAAGUAAACCAUUUUAUGGGACAACUAGAAAUGGGGGAAAAUUUGGCGUUGUUCGAAUCACGUCAAAUUCAUUUGGAGGUCAUUAUGAUUUCCGAGUGCGUUUAGGAACACGAACUUCGCUUGCAUAUUGCAGGGCAAAUGUCGAUGAAGGUUCGCAUUUGUUCGUUUUCGGUCGCUUAGCGACUUUCCCGAGAGUUGCAGCGGAUGGAACGCAAGGUUCUAGUGGAACUAUAAUGGCAUCUCGCAUAUCAGUAGAAAGCAGUUCUGCUGCAUCUGCUGUUAGUGAAAACGAACAAUUUGAAGAUGUAGACUUAUCAGCCGAAGAGGAUUUAGAACAGAAUGAGAAAAAAUAA